AUGUCAACUCAGCCCCUCCUCCAGCGCACUGCCUCGAAACGCAUCGCGCUUCCCGUACGCGUCGAGCCUAAGGUCUCCUUCGCCAACGAGCGCACAUUCCUAUCAUGGCUCCACUUCACAGUCGUCCUCGGUGGUCUUGCCGUUGGACUGCUUAAUUUCGGUGACAAAGUUGGCAAGAUCAGUGCAGCAAUGUUCUCGGUGGUCGCGAUGUCAAUCAUGAUCUAUGCCCUCUAUACAUAUCAUUGGCGAGCUGCCUCCAUUCGCAAAGGCGGCCGCGGGCCUUAUGAUGACCGCCUCGGGCCUACACUCCUCUGUGUUGCUCUCCUCAUUGCCAUCAUUGUCAACUUCAUCCUCAGGUUCACAGAGGGCUAG
Messenger RNA from Coniophora puteana RWD-64-598 SS2, 372 nucleotides. RefSeq names its product vacuolar transporter chaperone 1. The transcript has 5 exons. Lineage: Eukaryota; Fungi; Basidiomycota; Agaricomycetes; Boletales; Coniophoraceae. Bases 1 to 372 code for a protein of 123 amino acids. Gene Ontology annotation, cellular component: fungal-type vacuole membrane; vacuolar transporter chaperone complex. The record is from RefSeq and is a predicted model, not a curated record.